Messenger RNA from Hyaloscypha bicolor E, 2941 nucleotides. RefSeq lists its product as uncharacterized. NCBI's taxonomy places the organism in Eukaryota, Fungi, Ascomycota, Leotiomycetes, Helotiales, Hyaloscyphaceae. The transcript is spliced from 4 exons. Bases 1 to 2784 code for a protein of 927 amino acids. The record is from RefSeq and is a predicted model, not a curated record.
AUGGCCCGCGUCCGAAUCAUUACUUCACUCCCCGCGUCGUCGGGCUCCAGCGACGCCUUGGAAUGGCGUUUCCCUCCUGACCUAGAGUCUGAGAUUACCACCCUGGCCGCCUUGUGCCAAGAGGGGGAUGAUGAUGUGGACAAUUCGGCGGAGGACGAUAAGUGUACUAAUUUCUUCUCUCGACUCUCCCUGGAUGACGACACCGAAAUUAAGAGCGGCUUUCUCGAUCGACUCGCCGAGUUGCUUUGCUAUAAGAAAGACCCCGCAUUGAUUGCCAGCACGGCCUUAAUAUACAGUGACGAGGAGGCUACUAUCGUCGCCGCCCGGAACUCGUCUUCGGGCGGGGACACGUGGUCACAUAGGGACUGCAGGAUGCUCGAAGACCUAUCCGAAAUCCUUGAAAGAAUAUCCUUUGAUGAUACUUUCGAGUCUCACCCACUUCCUCGGCUACAGCGCACUUUGGUCGAAUAUUAUUGCGAACGGAUUCGGCACCACGCCCAAAUUGUCAUGUCCAUAGAGAAUGGGAAGACGGGAUUAACGUUCUUCAAAGAGGACGGAUGUGGUGGAGUUGCUUCCGGCCGUCUGGAUGUUUACCAAUUUGCUAAAACCGUCGAGGACUUGUCUCACAACACCGACUUUUAUGCAAAACUAAAGGCCAAUCUGACAUCUACGAAGCUCCGGCGCAUUGUGGAUGAGUUGGGGUUUAUCAGAAGGCCAAUGCAAGGCGUAGUUGAUCUCUUCCUCGUCGCUCAGAGGUGCUCUGGUUUUCGCAAUAUCAAGAUCAUCUUGCUGAACAGUCUCCCAGCUAGGAAAGUCAAGGCAUGGCAGCUGCCCGAGGCAGAUACUUCCCUCACUGCCCAACUAAAAGCGAGGUUCUACACAGAGGCCAAAAAGAAAAAGAACAUUCAUGCCGAAAUGAUGCUGAUGAUGUAUCUCCUUGGCCUCCGGACCCCUAGAUUGGAGGUUUUCCCAUAUCUUGGGAUCAGCAAGAAAACGUGCCUUCUUUGUGGCCACGUACUUAAGGAGAUAGGUCAAUUCGAGACUCGAGGGAACCACGGCAAGUGUUAUUCUCAAUGGACACUUCCCUCAACGCUGUGGACCGAGCCUGAGACCACUGAGAAACUAGACAUGGCCGUCCAGCGUUUAAGAGAUAUCCUUCGAGAGGAAACGACGGAAGAGGUUCCUCAUAUGGAUGCAGAGAAGGAAUCGGUGAUUGCAGCCCCAAUCCCGCCAAUAUAUAGGAAGGUGACGACGAUUUUCAAUGCCGUGGUUGAGGACCCCAGACUUCCAGGGAGGGAAGCAGAGUGGAUUUCGGCGUUUCGUAGGCGUGGUAGCGAAAUCGGAACGGCUCCUACCGAGGAUGGACGCCCCGUCAUUUCCGACUUGAGGCAUGACAAGGCAGGCGCGCCGAGGGGAGAUACCGAGAGUCCCAAGAUUGCUAAUCCAACAGCUUGCUCGUUCUGCAAAGUCACCGGCGAACUCGCCAAUACCUGUACAAAUUGUGGUAUUGCCGCCUACUGCGAUAUCGAUUGCUGCCAUGCGGAUUGGUAUCGACACAAGUUUUCUUGCAGCCUAGGGAGGCCAAUCGAUGUUACAGAUUACUUGGUGCUCGCCUGCCACACGAACCAGUAUCCGCAGGAAGAUGAUGUAGCCGAACAAUACGGCUUUAUGUGCUUUGCCACUGGGAAGGAUCGGUCGAGGCUCUUCAAGCUUUACCGCCGGCUCGUAAUUGAGUGGAACAUAGAUGAGGAGGAGCUGCGUGCUGCGGUGAAGCAGAACAGGCUCAAAGAGAUGCUUACUUUUCGGUGCGGUCAAACCGGAGAUUUCGUAAUGUCAAGUGACAAGCAGUGGCUGGAGAGCCAAGAGGGAUUCGGAGUCAACGGCAAAAGCCAGGGGCUCAUCACUAUCAUUGAAGCGGCUCAAGAAGAGCUCUUGAGGUCCGACGAAAGAAAAUUGCCGUUUACCGAACUUCAGCCCCCCGAAAAGCGAAGUGCACUUCUGUUCUAUGUCCAGAUUCGCAAUGGAUUCAAGCCAGAUGUUGACGAGGACAACUGGAUCUUGUUGGGAUUUUGCACAGCCCCGGACGCCAUCUCGGAAGAUCGACUCUGCUCUGCAUAUGAAUUACUUGUUGGGCGCUGCACGUUUAAUGAGUUCGUGAGUUCUAUGACAGAGUCGGGCAUCGUGGAAUUGUUCGGCAUAUACGGGCUUGCGGACCGAAUCUUGUGCAUGCGCAAUUUCAAGGAUUUCAUGGCCACAGUAAAGAAAUGGCACCAAAGCGUAUGGGAGCUUAAGCGAUUUACACGCAUGAACGUGUCUGAUCCGUUCCGAGCCGUUGUGGUUGACUACGGCUUUAUGAAUUGCAAGGAAGCACGCCAACGGAUGCAGCUUCGAAAGAUGUACCAGGAGUACUUCGAAAGGGGAGAAAAUGAGAUGAAGCUCCACGAGGCUUGCAUCGCCGGGAAACUGGCAAGCUUCCUCCAGUCAGUCUGUGGUAGACUGCUGAUGCCCCCGGACUUUCUCAGCAAUCCGUACCCGUUGGAAAACUACCCUCUGAUGGGGAUGGUGGCGCAUUCCGUUACAAUGUGUCCUGAGUCUGCAUUGGAUCAAGUUAGGGCUCUAGAGUUGGCCCGAGGGGACGAGUCAAUGAUAAUAACUAUUCCAAAUGCUGAGGAUGAAGCUCACAUUCGCUUCCUUCAUGACAGAGCUGCGUUUCUAGGAACGGGACUGAGAAAGCGAUACUAUUCUGGUUCAGAUGAGAGAUAUAUUACGGAGUUUACGAUAUAGUUAGGAAGGCUGUGUUUGUAGGUAUUUCCUGGCUUGUUUUGUUUCGUCUUGUUUCUUUGCUGUUGCUAGGUACAAGCCAGUUAUCAACUGGUUGUGUGGAGGUCUGAGCGAAUGGGUGUUGCUGUGCUGAGUAAACUAUUAAUCAGAAGUAAUUCAC